GUUAAUGACGGAGUAACACUUUGUAUGAGUAAGGAUCAUUUUGCAGCCAAAAUAUGACGAUGAAGUGCAGCCCAGAUACAUUUUUGUUGCCAAAACAGCCAAAACUCCUUCCUAAUUCUUCAAUCAGAUCUUAAUUUUUAACUUCCCGCGCUAAUUCUCGUUCGAAGUUCACUCACAAAUCCAGAAAUUCUUACAUUGUUGGAGAUUAAUCGAUCUAAGUCAGAAUCAAUCGUGAUCACAAAACCCUUGGAUUCCUCCAUUUGUUGCAGAUCCGAAAUCAUCAAUGGAGGUUCCACCGAGUGGAUUGGAGAGAGAAAUUUCGACUUCAUCUUCUGCUUCUCCUGUUUCUGUUGUCGCCAAUUUCUGGAAAGAAUUUGAUUUAGAGAAGGAAAAGAGUUUGUUGGAUGAACAAGGGCUUCGAAUUGCUGAAAAUCAGGAGAAUAGCCAGAAGAAUCGGCGUAAACUCGCCGAGAGCACUCGAGGCUUCAAGAAAGCUUCGGCUGAGGAAAAACUGAAUUUAUUUAAUUCAUUGCUUAAGGGAUAUCAGGAAGAAGUUGAUAACCUAACUAAGCGUGCGAAAUUCGGAGAAAAUGCGUUUCUUAAUAUCUACCAGAAACUCUAUGAGGCUCCAGAUCCUUUUCCUGCUCUUGCAUCAAUUGCUGACCAAGAUAUUAAAAUUUCUGAACUGGAGUCUGAGAACAGAAAAAUGAAAGUUGAGCUUGAGGAAUUUAGGGCUGAAUCGGCACAUUUGAAAAAUCAACAGGCAACAAUAAGGAGGCUCGAAGAGCGCAAUCGUCAAUUAGAGCAACAGAUGGAAGAAAAAGUAAAGGAAAUAGUGGAAAUGAAGCAGCGAAGUUUGGCAGAAGAGAACCAGAAGACGAUGGAAGUCCUUAAAGAACGAGAACAGUCUCUACAGGACCAAUUGCGGCAAGCUAAAGAAAGUGUCACAACAAUGCAAAAGUUGCAUGAACUUGCCCAGAGUCAGUUGUUUGAGCUCCGUGCUCAAUCAGAGGAGGAGACAGCAACAAAGCAGUCAGAACUUAGUCUUUUGAUGGAUGAAGUUGAACGUGCUCAAAGCCGACUUCUAAGUCUUGAGAGAGAGAAGGGACAUCUACGAUCUCAAUUACAGUCUGCAAAUGAAGAUAGUGAAAACAAGAAAAGUGACACUGAGGAUCCAAAUAGUGCUCUUGAGAACUCUUUGAGUGCAAAGGAGAAGAUUAUAUCUGAAUUGAAUAUGGAACUUCAUAGAGUUGAGACCACUUUAUCAAAUGAGAGGGAACAUCAUAUUUCUGAAACCAAGAAACUAAAUGCUCUCCUUCAUGAAAAGGAGACUGCCCUUGAGGAGCUAAAGAAAGAGCUGCAGGCUCGACCAACUUCUAAAUUGGUUGAAGAUUUGCGCAAAAAAGUCAAAAUUUUGCAGGCAGUGGGUUACAAUUCUAUUGAGGCUGAAGAUUGGGAAAUAGCCACAAGUGGGGAAGAGAUGAGCAAAUUGGAAUCUUUGUUGCUCGACAAAAACAGAAAAAUGGAACACGAACUCACUCAGUUGAAGGUAAAACUGUCUGAGAAAAUAUCAUUCCUUGAAGCUGCUGAAGCAAAGGUAUCAGAACUUAAUGCUAAGGUUGAUGAACAGCAAAAACUAAUUCAGAAGCUUGAAGAUGAUAUAUUGAAGGGAUAUAACUCUAAAGAGAGGAGAGGCUCAUUGUUUAAUGAUUGGGAUCUUUCAGAGUCUGUUUCUACUGAGCCAUCUGAGAGUGCAGAACAGAAGCAGACGUCUGCUGAUCAGGACCAAAGUUCAAUGCUUAAGGUGAUUUGUAAUCAGAGGGAUAGAUUCCGAGCUAGACUCCGUGAGACUGAAGAAGAAGUAAGGCAGUUGAAGGACAAGAAUCGGAAACUGACAGAAGAACUGGAGAAAACAAAAGCAGACAAUGUAAAACUUUAUGGAAAGAUCCGAUAUGUCCAAGACUACAAUCAUGAGAAAGUGAUAUCUAGAGGGUCAAAGAAGGGCUCUGAUGAUCUAGAAAGUGGCAUGAGCUCUGAUGUCGAGUCCAAGUAUAAGAAGAUUUAUGAAGAGGAUAUUAAUCCUUUUGCUGCUUUCUCCAAAAAGGAGCGGGAUCAAAGGUACAAGGAGUUGGGUCUCAGAGACAAAAUAACCCUUACCAGUGGGCGUUUCCUUCUUGGCAACAAAUAUGCUCGGACUUUUGCAUUCUUCUACACAAUUGGGUUACAUAUCCUAGUUUUUACUUGUCUAUACAGGAUGUCUGCUCUGAGUCAUUUAAGUCAUGGCGCUGAAGAAACAGUUGGAGAAACCAUUCUGCCACACGCUCUCUAAACAUGGAUCUAGUUUGUUAAGUAAGCACAUCCUUGUGCAUAUGGGACAGGAAUCAUGACAAAAAUCACAAAUUUUAGUGUAUAUAAAUGAUUACAUCACUGAUCAUUUAAUUUGCUCAUUUUCAGAGUUUAGGAAUUUACAGAUCAUGAUAGCUUACCAUUUUUCA
Molecule: messenger RNA, 2495 nt
Organism: Chenopodium quinoa (quinoa)
Lineage: Eukaryota; Viridiplantae; Streptophyta; Magnoliopsida; Caryophyllales; Amaranthaceae
Product: protein CASP-like
Exons: 19
Coding region: 284-2329 (681 amino acids)
Biological process (GO): intra-Golgi vesicle-mediated transport
Cellular component (GO): Golgi membrane
Source: RefSeq, a predicted model, not a curated record